GCAGUCACGUGGCGUAUUGACGCGUUUCUCUCACGUUGGUCACGUGACAUGAUACGUACUCUAGACGCUACUCUGCAACACUUCCGCUUCUAAAGAUCGAUGCCGCUCGAGUUGGACAUCUUUAGUUCAGUGUUUCUCUGCAGUUCAUCAUGAAUCCACUAACAAAGGUCAAGUUGAUCAACGAGCUGAAUGAGCGCGAGGCCGACCUCGGAGUGAACGAGUCCGUUUCCUGGCACAACGUGUACAAAGACAGCGCCUGGAUAUUUGUCGGAGGAUUUCCGUACGACCUGUCCGAGGGUGACAUCAUCUGCGUCUUCUCUCAAUAUGGGGAGGUCGUCAACAUCAACUUGGUGCGUGACAAGAAGACGGGAAAGUCCAAAGGGUUCUGCUUCAUCUGCUAUGAGGAUCAGAGAAGCACCAUCCUGGCUGUGGACAACUUCAAUGGCAUCAAGAUUAAAGGACGUACCCUCCGCGUGGAUCACGUUAAAGACUACCGUCCCCCUAAAGACACAGAGGACAUAGACGAUGUGACUAAACGUCUGAGGGAAGAGGGCUGUGCUCCCAAAGCUGUGGAGCCUUUCUCCUCUUCCUCAGAGGAAGAUGAGCAGUUUAAUGUAGCGGUGAAGAAACCCAAGAAAGAAAAAAAGGAGAAAAAAAAGAAGAAAGAGAAGAAGAAAAAAAAGGAGAAAGAUAGGCGGGGGCGGGCUCGCUUCUCCUCUCCUCCACCUCCUGUAAAAGUAAAAGAAGAAAAGGAGGACGCUGCCUAUGAGAAAUACAACCAGAGAGGGGCGUCGGCUGGAACCCAGAACGGACAGAGAAUGAGGGACAAAAUGGAAGAGAGAAGAACGGAGACAGAAAGGGAGAGGGAUGGAGGCAAGUGGACACACCGUGAGAGGGAUAAUGACCAGACCAGAGACAUGGGCCGGGACCGAGAAAGACGACAAGACACUAACCGGGACAGAGAUGAAGGAAGAAGGGAGGACAGGGACAGAAGAAGAAACAACGACCGAAGAUGAUGAGGACAGAGAAAGAUCCUGGGACAUUUGGAAUAAUGAUGUUUGUACUAGUGAAAAUAAAGUGACAUCAGCUGAAGUCAGCA
Betta splendens (Siamese fighting fish) is the source of this 1099-nucleotide messenger RNA. It is a transcript of the gene rbmx2, whose product is annotated as RNA binding motif protein X-linked 2. Lineage: Eukaryota; Metazoa; Chordata; Actinopteri; Anabantiformes; Osphronemidae. Gene Ontology annotation, biological process: mRNA splicing, via spliceosome. The coding region runs from base 150 to 1016 and encodes 288 amino acids. Gene Ontology annotation, molecular function: RNA binding. The transcript is spliced from 6 exons. The record is from RefSeq and is a predicted model, not a curated record. Gene Ontology annotation, cellular component: catalytic step 2 spliceosome; U2 snRNP; precatalytic spliceosome.